Messenger RNA from Ceratina calcarata, 1909 nucleotides. RefSeq names its product Activating transcription factor 3 (gene Atf3). Gene Ontology annotation, biological process: regulation of transcription by RNA polymerase II. Gene Ontology annotation, cellular component: nucleus. Bases 188 to 1069 code for a protein of 293 amino acids. Gene Ontology annotation, molecular function: DNA-binding transcription factor activity, RNA polymerase II-specific; RNA polymerase II cis-regulatory region sequence-specific DNA binding. The record is from RefSeq and is a predicted model, not a curated record. The transcript is spliced from 4 exons. Lineage: Eukaryota; Metazoa; Arthropoda; Insecta; Hymenoptera; Apidae.
UCGUAAAACAGACAACAUGUAAGUACCUUGAAGUUUCUUUUAUUAUUUAACUUUGAGCGCGUCUGUCGAUUGUCAAAUGGGAAUGUGGAGAAGCGUCGGCAGAACAUCAUUAUACGUGUGAAGAUUUUAUCGUCAGACGGCGGCAGCGGCUUCUCAGUUUUCAAAACUAUUAAAUGGUAGUUUAACCAUGUACAAUCUGAACGUGAACCUGAAUCCUAGUCCGACGGCUGCCGCGGGUCUUCUCGGUGUCGCGGCGGCCGAGGUCACGCCAAGGACACCGGAAAUCGUAAACUCUGUAAUCGCCAUGACCAAUCCCUUCGAGGGUUAUACGACCAACGAGAGAAGCAGGGACCGUACGGACUCUACGGACAGUGGUGAGCCGAGCCCACCGAGUGUUCAGCACACCUGUAGUCAGCUCAUUAAAGAAGGAUUGAAGUUGACGCUACAGACAAAGAGGCGAGCCAACGGGACCGGUGAGGACACGAAGAAGAAGAAAAGGGAGGACGGGAGCGCGGACGACGAGGAGGAAGAAGAGGCCGGCAAUAACAACAACCGCGGUGGAGUAAGAAAUCUUCACAUACUGUUUUUCGUUCAAAACACGAAUAAAACAGUCGCGCGACGUUGGUCUAUCCGCGACCUGACGCCGGAGGACGAAGAGAGGCGUCGAAGAAGACGCGAGAGGAACAAGAUCGCCGCGACCAAGUGCAGGUUGAAGAAGCGCGAGAAGACGGUGACGUUGGUGCACGAAUCGGAGAUCCUCGAGACGCAGAACCACGACCUGAAGUCGCAGAUACAGGAGUUGGAGACGCAGAGACGCAGGCUAGUGGACAUGCUCAGCCUCCACGGACCGACGUGCAUAAAGCAAGGCGGCCCGGAUAAUUCGUAUCAACAGUUUGCCGAACCGCUUCCCAGUUAUCAGGAGAAUUUCGUCCAGCCGCCGCCGGCGUUGAACCAACCUCAGAACUGUGUGACGGACUACCCGGUGAAGGUGGAGGAUUACGAGACCGAGUUUUACCGGCAAGAGAGUCCCUUUGUACCGACCACCACGGACACUGGUUGCACGGUUUAGUACUCGUUUCAACGAUACGCGCCAUUUCGAGGAGCGGUUUACUCGUUCGUUUGACGACGGACAGACACGACUGUGUAUGCAUUCCAAGAAGACGCGAGAAAGCAGGAACGAUUUUUUAUUGACGAGCGGUAAACCGCCCUUCCUCUUCCUCCUCCUCCUCCUCCUCCUCCUCUGUCAAUCGCAAGUCUGUAGCUCGUAAGUUGUUACAUAAUAGUAUACCCCCGUUUGUCCUUCUUCAUCUUUGUCUUUCUUCACAUAAUUCUUUUUUAACGCGUCCCUUUAUACUCGUACGUUCAACGCUUAAAGACAUUCCUUGAAAAGUAACACCCUUCUUCGAAAGUAAGUUGACCGAUUCCUUGAACGUAAGUACUGUGACAUUCUAAGACUCGUAAUUAACGAGACGUAAGAUGGAGACGCCUUUACGAUGCCCGGACUCAAAAUCAACAUUUUAGCUGUAUAAGAAGCUGCUGGUUGCAACUGUUUCGUUCGCGUUAUUUAUUUUUUCGCUGAAAUUAAGCAAGUAUUCAUCGACAAGCUGAGGAUCGCAAAGGCGUUUCGCGUUGAUUUAAUAAGCAAGGUCGAGGAAAUUCUUUUACAAACGGAUGGGUCGCGUUCGGUGCCUUUUAUUUUUUACGCGACCACUUCGUAUCGAUAUUCAUCGAUCAGUGACGAGAAAAGUUUGUGUCUCAAAACUGUAAUAAUAAGUCUUCUGAUAUUGAUUGCGACUGUCUCUCGCGUAUAUCGGUACGCGAAACGCGUUUUCAAAUCGAUACUUGUGUAAUUUAUACGAGCAAUCGAGAACCACGUAUUUAAUUGCUAAUUAAAAUGUUGCAUAUUUUA